AUGUGGAUCCAGCGUGUGCCGCCCAAAGCUCCGUCGAAGUCCAGGUCAAGGCCGCCCGCCAAAAAGCAAAAGACAGCUAAGAAUGCUUCUAAGCUGCCUCCGCGCCCUCGACCAGCCGGUCGGCGCUCUUCACGAUUGAGCGGCGCUCAUAAUUUGGCGUCUGUUUCUGAAGCGGAAGUCCAGGCCGAGGAAGUUUUUGCGUCCGAACCGGAGCAUUCACAGCCAACAGACGAGGCAUCGGAAUGGUUUGAGUUUGAAACGAUCUGUAUCACAAAAUCUGAGUGGACUACUUUUUGUGAGCGUUUUGCAGCGUCAAAACAUCCCGACGAGCGCAGUUUGUACAACUAUGUCUCCAAAGAGGUCCUUCCCAAAAUUUUGGAGGUCAUCCAGAGCGAGGAAAAGAAGGCCGCUAUGGAAGCAGCUCUUUCGAAUCGCAAGCGCAGCUCCCGCAUCGCCAUGCGCGAUAGUGAGCGUGAGCAACGCGAACGUGAGGAGAUGGAGCUGCGUGAACAGCGCGCACGUGCCCAGGCAGCGUUGGAAGCGGAAAGAGAACGCAUUCUCCGGGAGGAAGCGGAGACAGCGGCACGACGUACGCGCGAAGACCGCAUGCGGGAAAGGCAGGAACGCAUACUUAUCCGCGAGCGCAUGCUGGCCAAGCGACAGGAAGCAUGGCGACGCUCUGAAGAGGCCCAAGUGAAGGAGGAGAACCGAGAGUUGGGGACGCCGAAGGAGAUUGACUCAAACGCUACGUCACACUCCGAAAGCGCCGAGCACAGAGAAGACGCGGACAUGCCCCAUACAAUGCCCACGUCUGCGCCGCCUGGACCGCUUACCACCAACACUCUUGAAGGACUAGAGCGCUCCUUUGCGACACCUGCGUCAGAGAAUGGGUCGUACCCGGCCGUGACGGAACCUCCGGAAGCAUCCCUCUCUGGCGAUCCUGCAAGACCAUACUGUGCCAAAGAACUCGUUGGCGCCGGUCACGCCACCUUAUCCAGUUGUACAAUCCUCGCCACGAAACAAAAGCCCGUGCGGUUCAUUCCCGCUGCGAACGCAACUGCUCCGUUCCCCCUUAUCUCAGGCCGUGGAGCCUGUAGAGACACCCGUCCAGAUGUCUCUUGGAAACUCUAUACUUGA
Molecule: messenger RNA, 1137 nt
Organism: Malassezia sympodialis ATCC 42132
Lineage: Eukaryota; Fungi; Basidiomycota; Malasseziomycetes; Malasseziales; Malasseziaceae
Exons: 2
Coding region: 1-1137 (378 amino acids)
Source: RefSeq, a predicted model, not a curated record